AACUACCAAUUUGUAACUGCGCGACGACAUUAGACCAGACUAGUAUCGGAGAGACGACGGACUAAAAGCUAGGACAGAAGAAAUAAAAUAUAAUACAAUAUAAUAUAUAAAAAAAUAAUGAUCAAACAAAUAAAUAUUUAAUUAAUAUUAUCAUAGUAAUUACGUUAAGACAAUCGCCAUCGUCGUAUUUUUCGUGAUAUUGUUAUUAUUAUUUAUUAUUAUCAUAUCAUUAUUAUUAAUUUUCUUUGUUUUCGUUCUCAUACCAUCGGAACGUUCGAGUUUUGUUCUCUGUGCGCAAUUCUAAGUGGAUUCUCGUCGUCUGCUGCAACUUGAAGUGCGCCAACAGCAGUACAUGUCCGCAGUUGUUUUUUGGUGCUGCGAUCGAUGUCUGAUGUUCCGGACGUCGUCGUCCGCGUGACGGAACGUUUUCUUUCGGUGAUCGUUCGCUUAUAGUACAACGCGCGCGAUAAACCAAAAACAGAGUUCCGCCGUCCGUGUUCGUCCGCGUCGUCCUGAGGCGGUGUUCGCGUGAACGUUCGUUGCAUGCGAAAUGGGAGCGAAGGCCAGCACGGCCAACGGUGAUGACGGCGGUGCCAGUCAUGGCGACCACCGGUCGUUCUCUUCCGGCAAUGGGCCGGAUUCUGUGCAGACAGCCAGCAAUCCUGGGUUCAGCAUUCUGCGUUCCCUGCCCAGCGCUGUAGCUAACGAUAGACAGCGUGCCAGGUCUUUGUCCGGUGUGCCCAACGGUCACGACAACAACAGCAACUCGACGAGUCCACGGUUCGAUAUUACAGAUGUCUUGGAGGCUGACAGCAGCUCAAACGAUGACCAGAACUUGGACAGUCCUACAGUUACUGCUAAUAUUAGUCUUGGACGCGUUUAUUCGGCUCAUUCGUUACCUGCACAUAUUUGGCCAUUUAAUGGAAUUAAGUGUCCAGUAUGUUCAAAGUUUGUUUUACCAGACGAGAUAGAAGUACAUCUGGUUAUGUGCUUGACCAAACCUAGACUGAUUUACAACGAAGACGUUUUAAAAGAUGAUAAAGGUGAAUGUGUCAUAUGUCUGGAAGAACUGAUACAAGGCGAUACCAUAGCCAGGCUUCCUUGUCUUUGCGUAUACCACAAAACAUGUAUAGACCGGUGGUUCGAAGUGAACAGAUCGUGUCCUGAGCAUCCCGGAGAUUGAACCAUUUAUACACAGACUUCGAACAAAAUUUGAAAAAGGGAAUAUAAGAUAACAUAUAACAAAUAUUUGUUGCGCAGCUAUAUAUAUUAUAAAUAAUGAUUAUUAUGAUAAUAAUUAUUAAUAAUGAUUAUAUUAUGGUUAUUAAUUAUUUUAAUUUUUUUAACGACUACGAAAAGUUUGAAACAUUAAUACCGAACUAUAUACUAUUACCAUUUACCAUUAUCAAUAUUAAAAUAUAUACAUAUAAAUUAAUUUAAAAUUAUGUGCACGAAAAACAAAUAAAUAACGUCAAAAUUAUAUCUAUAAUAUGCUUUCAAUAUUUUGCUAUUCGGUUGUGUACAAAGGCUGAUAUUACCGUUAAUUGUCAGAUUUUGGUCGAUUUUUUUAUUUAUUGAUUAUGAAAAUGAUACUUUAACUUACAAAACCACUCUUAAAAUGUUAUUCUUGAUUGUGAGAUUUUUUUUCAUACAAAAUGUUUAUUUAUUGUUUAACGCUUUAUAAGAUGUAUAAAGUUGAGCAAUAUUCGGUUGAGAUAAAUUAUUAAAUAUAAUAAAAAAUAUUUUUUUUUUUAACUUUAUUUAUACUACAUAAUUAUAUAGUUGACGUGUUACAUAAUACAAAAAAACUGUACAUAUCAUUUUAUGUUUUUUUUUUGUUUUUUUAGAUUUGUUCUCUCAAUUUUUUAUCGGUACAUUUACAUGUCUUGAAGUAAAAAUUACUACUAAAUCAUAACAUAAAUGUUUUAACUUCUACCUUAACUUUUCUAUAUAGAUUGAGUUUUAAAUUAAUGUUUUGUAUAUUAUGUAAACUGAUCAUAAAUAAAAUUGUUAUUGUAUAUUUUAUAAAUGUUCCGAAUAAAUCAGCGAAUAUAUAUAUACAUAUAUAUAUAUAUAGCUAUUCCAGAGUUUUAAUAUUAUGUUUUAUAUUAUUUUUUCUGAUUUCAUAUUGUUGAUGGUCAGUAAAAUAUAUCAUUUAUUUUAAUUUUACUCAAUUGUAAGAAAAUUUAAAUAGACUUAAGCGUUUUGUCGUUAUUUUUAAUUUACAUACGGUGCAUUGUAACUUUGUUUUGUUUUGUUUUAUUAUUAUUUUUUUUUCAAAUUUUAUAACUGACAAGGAUAGUUUUUGUAACUUAGUCGGGGCUGCUCUUUUUACAAUUUAUUUAAGAUUCUCGUAUUAUUUAUGUAAAUUUGUUUUUAAACUUGAAGUAUGUUGUAUGAAAUAUGGUAUAACCAAUAAUAUGAAUAUAAUUAUAUAAAUGUUUAAAAAACCUCCAAUAUACAACAAUGAAAAUCUUUUGAUUGAUUUUAUCAAGUUGCAUUUACCCCCAGGCCUCUUAUGCCCAAUUGCCAUUUCAACAAUAUUGUUAUAGGUUGCACACACUUAGCUACAAUGGCUGGUAACUGAAAUGCUCUGUAAACCGCUAUUGUGCUACAAACUAUUUUCCCGCUUUAACUAUGCGUGCUCCAAGUCCAUCAUUUUUGAUAAAUUAUUACCUAUAUAUUUAUAAAUUGUAAAAAUCAUGAAAAAUAAUAAU
Rhopalosiphum padi (bird cherry-oat aphid) is the source of this 2717-nucleotide messenger RNA. RefSeq names its product E3 ubiquitin-protein ligase ZNRF2. Bases 551 to 1183 code for a protein of 210 amino acids. NCBI's taxonomy places the organism in Eukaryota, Metazoa, Arthropoda, Insecta, Hemiptera, Aphididae. The transcript has 4 exons. The record is from RefSeq and is a predicted model, not a curated record.